AAGCAUUUUAAAAUAGUUUUCAGUCUCAAUAUACUGAAGCUAGAACAGUUCCCUAAUCACCCAGCCUCUUAAAUGUUUUCUUUAGGCAAAAACCCAUCCUAUAGGACUUGUUGUGGUGUUAUACAUUUAAAAAGUUGAAUGGUGACUGUCAGUGUUGAAACAGCACUUCAGCUGCCAUGGUGUUUUACUGCAAUAUUACAGAAGAGUCCAAAAAUGUAACUUUAAAAAAGGUCUAAGCUAAGCUGACAUAACACUGCAGUUUUCAUAUGAUGUAUUUCUGAAACCGACAGAAAAGAGAGAACAAAAAAACCGUCACCCUGAAGGUGCUUGAGCUUCCAAAAAAGGAUUCAAUAGCACAAAUGAAUGUUGUCCUGAUGGACUACAAGUUAAAGACAUAUUAGAAAGACUGUCAAGAAACAAUACACACAUUUAUCCCCAUGGUUGCUCAUUCUAUAAUGUUGAAUUGUGUAUAUUAACUGUGAUUGAUCGAAAGUAAAAUGCAACCCAAAGUCCUGUACAAUACAAACCCCACAACCCCUCCUCACACAGAAAGUGAUACAUUACGUUUUGGUUAAUAACACUCAUACAACAAUAAUUACAGCAUUUAUUAAUAAUAAAAUAAAAAUCCCAUAAAUCUUUAGCGAGGAUACAACAGUCCGUCCUUGUAUUGAAAAGGGUGGGUGACUGAAAACUCACACAUUUGCAGAAAUGUUAGUCCUUUUUUUGUCUUCUGCUGCCGCCUAGCGGACGCAGCCGUUAGUUGUUGGAGGUUGUUUCCAUAGUAACAGUUGUGAGCAGCAGCCAUGUCAGUAACAGGUGGACAGAUCUGAUCGUGACAUGGCUCCGGUCUGUAAGGUGAUACAUUAGACCAACAUUUGUAGAGAAAAUAUGUCUGGAAAAGGGGAUUUAGCUAAACUGGACGUUGGUGUAUUAACUGCUGAUCAGCAGGAGAAACUUCGACAGUUCAAGAUCAAGACGAGAAUUAACAAUGAGAAGUAUUUGAGAUCACAUCCAGAGAUGGAGGUAUUGAUAGGUGACUUUUUAAGAGAUGUGCUUCUAAAAAGGCCUGCGGACAUCCGGGAUUUCGCUGCAGAUCACUUCACCAAUCCAGACCUUCAUGUGUUAAUCGGCUCCAAAAUGGAAGGAAACAUGGAGUGAAACACACCCAACAGUCACAGUGCUUCCCCUUUGUGCCUUCUCUGUUCAGAGCAACACAUGUAUGGACUCUAUCUUUAGUCAAAACAAAGACAGAAAUACAUUUACGUCCGUCCACUUGAUAGCGUUAUUGUCCGAUUCCCCAUCAUACACAUGCAGGAAGCCAACAGAUGGGGAAGAUGCUAACUGCAUUUCCUAAUAAGAGUGAUUAAAAGGUUAAUGAGGAGAGGAUGUCCUGAGGGUCUCACACAUACGUUACACUGUGCUGUUGGCCGCAUCACCAAUAUGAUAUCAAGGCUGCAUUUUGUGUUUACUGCUUUCAACAACUAUUUCACCAGAACUAUCUAUGUGGCCUGCGUUGUGGGCACACAGCUGUUAUAGUCCGCAUUGAUCUGGAUAUGGGCCAGUCAACACUGAUUUAUUUCACCUAAAUAUUUCAUGAUGAUGCUGCAGUUUUCGUCUUUCUAAUUUUGAAAUCUGUCUUAAAGUCUUUCUCUUGUGUUUUUACAUCUCUUGUUCAUUUUUUAAACAUAUGUUCGUGUUUGUGCCAUUGAAAGUAAGGACAAGGAAAAGUUAUAGAUUGCAAAAAGAUUAAAGAAUUUUUCUUUCAGAUAAAUGUGUGUGUGUUCUAUUCAACUCCACCGUUUCACCUAAUCCUACUUCUACAACGACCUUAAUAUUCAAAUGUGCUCGGUUUCGGUUGUCACGGCUCUGUAUUCAGGAGCUUGUGUUUGCCCACUUGCUUUAUGGAUUGUGUAAAUAAAGCCUUUACUUUACCUUUACUUUA
This is a messenger RNA of Gymnodraco acuticeps, 1942 nucleotides long. RefSeq names its product RIIa domain-containing protein 1 (gene riiad1). NCBI's taxonomy places the organism in Eukaryota, Metazoa, Chordata, Actinopteri, Perciformes, Bathydraconidae. The record is from RefSeq and is a predicted model, not a curated record. The transcript is spliced from 4 exons. Bases 889 to 1158 code for a protein of 89 amino acids.